UUUAGACUAGUACCAGUGUUCUGAUCUUCCUAUGAAUAGAAUUGACCUUUUGUGAAGUGGGUUAGUACACGGAGUAUCCUUGUAAUCACAGCUCGACCUUUGACUCUAGCUGUAAGAUGGAGAGCAGGACUGCAAGUUGCACCAAUGGGGAUUUCACGGUGGAAUCGUUGCUGGAUAACAACAGAUUGUUGAACUUACCGCUAGGUGGCAGGGUGGACAAGGUGUACACCAUUGGUUGCUUUGAUCUGUUGCACGAAGGACACGUGUUCCUGCUGUCCACAUGCAAAGCCCUCGGAAAACAGGUCAUAGCCGGUGUUCAUGACAGUCGUAGCUGUUACAAAAUGAAGAACAAAGUCCCCAUUGAAACAAUAGAACAGCGGAUGCUGAAAGUCAAGCAGCAUGCUGAUAUGGUAUUUUGCAUUACAAGCCUGAACGCAGCUAACUUCUUCACGUGCAUCGUGCAUCUUGAAAAAGGAGAAACGGCCUUGUUUGUACGAGGGGACGAUGCACCGAAUUUCCCAUACCGCCACAUAGUCGAGAACAUCAUGCCCGUCGUCCUGUUACCUAAAAUACCGGGAAUUAGCAGCACAAUUCUUCGCACAGAGUUAUUUUCUAAAAUACGAAGAGAUGACGAAGGAUACGUAAGCGACACAGCUUUGUCAUCAACGAAAAAAAGCGUUUCAACGCGGAAGAGGGUGAGGAAAGGGCGCCAUUAGUUUGCAAAAAAUGCUUGUGACCCAAUAAAUGGCGUCUGUUACGGCUAUGACGCCUGAUCGUACCGAAUGACAUAUGGUUUCUUUAUCAUCAAGACUUAUAUAUCUCUAGUUUAUAAAAAAGAUGGGAACUUUCUAUCAACGACACGUUUAUUAUUACAUACAUCGGAAAACAAUGUCUUUUCUUACGUAUACAAAAUUAUAUUCACAUAUAACCAAAAUGUAGCUAGGUUUUCAGACAUACAAGUAGGGAGGCAGCAGUUUAUGUUCAGUAUUUCGGUAGGAGAUUCAGAAUGCUUAUUGCAUAGAUGCCUUAUAUACGUAUUCUUACCGUCCACCGUUAACCAAAAGCUAGUAAGUAAGAAGACAGCAGUUCGUGAUCAGUAUUCAGGUCCU
Molecule: messenger RNA, 1109 nt
Organism: Lingula anatina
Lineage: Eukaryota; Metazoa; Brachiopoda; Lingulata; Lingulida; Lingulidae
Biological process (GO): biosynthetic process
Molecular function (GO): catalytic activity
Source: RefSeq, a predicted model, not a curated record